GCUAGAGGAGGAGCUGUCGAUCAAGAACUAGUGGACCAAUAGGGAUGCAAAACGCCCCCUGAUUUACAUGAAACUCAACUCACAAGCUUUCGAAAGCCAAGCGCAGAACUUGGAAACAAAAGCAAAGAAAAAUACAGCGCAAGCUUACAAAAAAUUGAAAUUUGAUCCAAAUGGUCAGAGCACAAAAAACAGCAAUAUAACCAAGGACAACAGAAUUUGUUUGCAAUUCUGAUGAAUUUGCAGCAUAUUUUAAAUGUUUAUAUAUUUUUUUGAUUCAUGUUUGUUAUUUUUUGAUCUGGGCUUAUUAUUUUGUUCUGCACUUUUUAUUUAUUUUUGCACUUAUUAUUUUUUAACUGCACUUAUUAUUUUUUGAUUCAUGCUUAUUAUUUCGAUUCUCGCAUAUUAUUUUUGGAUCCGUGACCGCAGUACUUUUGAUGGGAUUUUGAUCCCAUAUUAUGAGUGCCUUCUUGGUAGUAUACCAAAAGCUUCCCAAACUUUAAAGGAAUAUUUAUUUAACAUAUUUAUUAUAGGCCUAAAUGUAAAUGCUCAUCCAAUUCUGUUCCAAAUGCCCCAGAAAUUUGUUAUGAUUCUGCGAUAACUUUCAUAGUUGCUCUUGAGAGGUUUUUGACAAUGUCCAUUAAUCAUUCUGUGUCUGUGUUGGCAGGAUGGUAGUCUACAUAUCUAUAACAUAACUCAACAAGAUUUCUUUUAACCCAUAAACUGUGCAUACUAUGUAGUGUACUAGAAUCUUCUUGGACAGACUUUUUUUAAACUGCUUUGAGUAAAAUCUCACGUGAGUUUGAACCUAAAACCUCAUUGCCCCUCCUCUCCAACCCCUCUCUUCUCUUUCUACCUGUCUCUGGCUGGACACGUCAGUCACAUAACAGGUAAUGUUACUGUCUUCUGUUUCAUUCCAUACAAGCACUGAAAACAGCAUCUUUGGUGUCUUCUUCUCUGCCAGUCUUCCUCUUUCACUGUCUGUUAGCCUCUAUCGUCUUCAGUAUGAACUUCCUUCGUGUCUUAGCACACUGUCACAGCAUUGCAAUUGUUUUUUUGUUUUUUUUGUCAGAAUGCCUUGUUAUUCUGUUUCUAGGUUUCCUUCCCCUAUCCAAAAACUCAUCUGCAAAUGAGUUGGGUGAGAAAAAAGGUUAAAGAGCCCUUCACUGGUGCAAGAUGAACCUAUCCCAAGACGAGGAAGAUUUCAGAAAAGAGAAAGUUUCGCCCUGGUUAAGGGGGCAGUGCUCCUGCUGGAAGAGAGAGAGAGGGAGGGAUUACGAGAAGAAACCAUACGCCCUCGAGCCUCUGACACUCAACGCAGACAUUUGAAUGCAAUGAUUUCAUUACUACGACCAGAGGACAUAGUCAAACUGGCUGUGCGUUUGGAGUCGGUGAGCCCAAUUAGACUGAGAUAUUUGCUCAUAGUUGGCACCCUUAAUGAAAAACAGGAGAGUCUACUACUUGGCAUGGACUUCUGUGACUCUAACAGUGAUGAAUGCACCAUUGGCCUUGUCUUGCCGAUAUGGAGUGACACACAGGUUUACCUAGAUGGAGAUGGAGGUUUCAGUGUUACAUCAGCAGAAAUGACACGAAUCUUCAAGCCUGUGUCCAUUCAGACGAUGUGGUCAGUGUUGCAGGCGCUGCAUGGUUGCUGUGAGCGUGCUCUGCGUGGUGCUGUCAUUCCUGGAUGUGGGCUGGAGUGGGCACAACAUUACAGAGUGCAUGUGGAAUCUGACCAGCACUGCCUUAAUGAAUGGGGGGCCAUGACUGGCCUGGAGUCAGUCAGAAAGCACACUGGAGGAAGUUCAUCAUCUGAUCGGCAGUCAGUUGAGAGGGAGAUCAAAGCACAGCUGCGGGAUAUCAUGAGGACUGAGGACUUGGAAAACAUUACCUCAAAGCAGGUGCGAACAGCCAUGGAGUCCAGAAUAGGCAUAGACAUGAAGGACUAUAAAGAGUACAUUGACAAUGAAAUGAUGGUCACAAUGGCACAGAUGGACAAACCCUCAAGAAUAUUGGACUACCUUUAUUUGGGUUCCGAAUGGAAUGCAGCCAACUUUGAAGAACUACAAAAGAACAAUGUGGGCUACAUCCUCAAUGUUACCAUGGAGAUUGACAACUUUUUCCCACAAUCCUUCACCUAUAUGAAUAUAAGAGUUUAUGAUGUGGAUUCGACGGAUUUACUCUCACACUGGAACAACACAUACAUGUUCAUCAAUGAAGCAAGGAAGAGUGGACAGGCCGUACUGGUGCAUUGUAAGAUGGGCGUCUCUCGCUCUGCCUCCACAGUAAUCGCUUUUGUGAUGAAGCAGCAAGGUUGGACUUUAGAACAAGCCCUUAACCACGUCAGAGAACGACGGCAUAUAGUGCAGCCCAACGAAGGGUUCCUCAAACAGCUGCAAACAUAUAGUGGCAUCCUCAGUGCCAGUAAACAGCGCCACAGUGACCUCUGGAGGAAGAAGUCCAAACCAGAGGUCCGUCAGCCAUCUGUCCACAACACACCAGCCACAGAGAGUGGGCAUGAGCAGAAAGAGGAAGAAGAGGAAGAUUCAGAGAGCCCAGAAGAAGAAGAAAGCAGCGAGGAGGAGGAGGGAACCGAUGUCUUUGAUGAGCAGCUGGAUGAGAGUAUUCCUGACAUGCCUGCCGGAGAAACAGUCAUAUCUAACCCAUUUAUUGCUGAACAAGAAAGUGAUAAGGUGUCUUCAAGCCCCAGCAGAAGUGGUAGGAUGGAUCUGUUUUCUCUUAUGCAGUCUAUACAGCUUGACGAUGAGGACAGAGGGAUCGAUAAAGAGAGGCAUUCUCGUGCACAACGAAGGCGGAGUCACGGACUGAGGUGGCUGACGUAUCAAAAAACACAUGUAGAUGUUUCACCUGAACCAAGCAGCAGACAGACACAGAACAAAAACCAGGAUGAAGCGGGUCUCUGAAGCUCUUAUAGGUAUAGUUCACCCAAAAACCAUUUACUCACCCUCAUGUUGUUCCGAACUUUCUUUCUUCUAUGGAAUGCAAAAGGAGAUGCAGUAUUAGGCACUUUGUUUCUGUUCACUUCGACUGCAUCUCUUUUCCAUACAAUGAAAGUGAAAGGUGACUGAGACUGCCAUUGUGCCCUUUCGUGCCCUUUUCCACGGAAAGAGGAAAGUCAUACAGGUUUGGAACAACAUGAGGGUAAGUAAAUGAUGGCAUGAUGUUAUUUUUUGGGUGAACAAUCUCUUUAAGAAAGAGUCAUGUUAAAGGGAUAGUUCACCCACAAAUAAAUGUUCUCUCAUUAUUUAUUCACCUUCAUGAUAUCCCAGGUGUGCAUGACUUUCUUUCUUCAGCAGAAAACAUUUGAAGAAAAAUAUCUCAGCUCAGUAGGUCCUUAAAAUGCAAGUGAAUGGUGAUCCAAAAAUCACAGACACUCACCAUAAAUGUUAUCCAUAAGACACCAGCUGUUAAAUUAGUGUCCUCUAAAGCUUUUGGCAUCUUUCUAAAGCUUUUGGUGUGAAAAAGAUAAAUACAAGUACUUUUUUAACUCUAAAUCAUGCUUAACAGAACCAAAGAUUUUGGUUUAAAUUCUUCAAUAUUGAUCUUUUUUUCUCACCAUAAGCGAUCAUAUCGCUUUAGAAGACAUUAAUUAAAUUGCUAGAGUCUUAUCAAUGACGUUUAUGCUGACUGUGAUUUAUGGAGCUUCAAAAACCAGAUCACCAUUCACUUUGCAUUUUAAGGACCUACUGAGCCAAGAUAUUUUCAAGUUAAAAUUUUUGUUAUAUUAUUAAAUUUCUUCAAAUGUGUUUUGGUGAAGAAAACAAGUCAUACACAUAGGAUAUCAUGAGGGUGAGAAAAUAAUGAGAGAAUUUUAGUUUUGGGGUGAACUGUCCCUUUAAAUAAUAUGGAGGGAGCGGAAGAGGGUGAAAUAGGGAAAGAAAAUAUAGGACACUCUUGCACACAAACCUCAUUCCUCUAUAUCACCCCAAGGGUCAUACCAUGGUAAAAAUGAGGGAAAUCUACACAGUGAAAAUACAUAUCAGUUCAACAAGCAAUGGAUAUAUCUCAUUAUAUUCACUCACCUGUCCAUCUACCCCAAAACUCAUAAACUGGUCAGUUUCAGGUGGAUUAUUAUUAAAAAAUAACCUCAAAGGCUGGUUUCUUUCAGCCAACCAUUGUCAAGUGAUUAUUAAAAACUGUUGUGCCUUUUGGAAUCUCAUUUGCACCUUCAUGCUGAGCCAUAUAAUUCAGUUUAUUUCACACAUUUUGUUAUGGUAUUACAAGGGAGGUAGAAAAUUCCUUAGCUGUUUUCUCUCAUGUCAUUCCACAUUAAACAUGAGAUAUUCCUUUCUCUUAUAGCAUUAGUUUUGUGUUAUUCUCAAUAAAUAAGUGACUAAUGUGUGUGAUCUCCCCAUUCCUGGUGAUAUUACUCAUUUUGGGAGUCCUAUGCAAUAAUCUACUCAUCUUUAUAGCUGUUUCCUCUACACAAAUGUGAAGCUUUAUGCUGGUGAUUUAAGGUAUGGUAAGUGUUUUCAAUAAAGCAAUCAAGGAUUAAACAUUGACCUCUAAAAUUUUGAGCUUCUUAAACAUAUUUUUAAAAUUAGACAAUGUUGUCUAAAAUGUUAUACAUUUAACCUGUACAAAAUACAGGAGAUGUGCCACAAUUGUUAUGUGACUCACUGCAAGCAGUCUCUGCAGGCUUAGGUAAUCAUUCUGCAUGCCACACUUCUGGUGCUUAAGUGCCUUUGAUUUAGAGAGGUGGACCAAAAUAAUAUUCUUUUAAAAUACUUGCAGUUCUAACACAGCUAACUCCAACAUGUUUCUUUGGUUAAAUGGGUUGUCGAUUUGUUUUCUUGUAAGCACCUGUGCAUGAUGUCCUAUUUAAGUAUUGUACUGUAUGUAAGAGUGUCUUUGUAAAGCAUGUGUCCUGAGAAUAUGUAUAAUGAAUAUACAAUAUCUGCUGUAAAACACAUUUGUUAAAAUGUUUAAACUGUCCUCGCACAAAGUGCCAUUUUUGUGAAAUCAAAGUUAUGUUGUGGAAUGUUCUUAAUAUCAAUGCACCACUGGUUUGCAGGUAUUUCCCAUGAGAACAAAUGAAACCUACAUAAUGUGUAUUAGUGAUAAUGACUGAUGGAGCCCCACAGCCUGCAAAGUGCUGAUUUUCUUUAUGUAUCAAAUGGAUUUUAUUCUGAUGUUUCUCCCAUUUCCAUUUUUUGGUAUCAGAUGCCAUUAAAUAUCAUGGUUUCUGUUUUUCUAUUUAUGACUGAUCUGAACAUGUAUCUUUUUAAUUUGACAUACAAGGUUGCCUGUGCUUUAAAAAUAAAAAAAUGAAAUUAUAAUGGGUGAUUUGAGAGAUGUCUAAUGAACAGUCUCAUUCAUGCACAGAGUUUGCUCAUUAUAACAAAUAAUGCCAGUGUAAAAUAACUGGUGUUUUACAGGUUCAUUAUUAGUUGUUUUGCCAGAUGAACAAGGCAAAUAUUGUAUCAUCAUUAAUCGAAUUAAAUCC
Messenger RNA from Xyrauchen texanus (razorback sucker), 5464 nucleotides. Its product is annotated as protein phosphatase Slingshot homolog 3-like. Gene Ontology annotation, biological process: negative regulation of actin filament polymerization; actin cytoskeleton organization; protein dephosphorylation. The coding region runs from base 1332 to 2921 and encodes 529 amino acids. The record is from RefSeq and is a predicted model, not a curated record. Gene Ontology annotation, molecular function: protein tyrosine/serine/threonine phosphatase activity; actin binding. The transcript is spliced from 15 exons. Lineage: Eukaryota; Metazoa; Chordata; Actinopteri; Cypriniformes; Catostomidae. Gene Ontology annotation, cellular component: cytoplasm.